UUCUCAAAAUCCGCGCGUGUAUACAAAUUUGGGAAAAUGAUUCCAUGAGAAAAUUGUAUUGAAAAUUGAAAAAAUUUGUUUCUUCACUAAUACUUUUCUCAGUUUCAUCUUACUGAUUUAUCUAUAAAAUUUGCUCAUACUUGUGAAUCCUUGUCCGAGUUGUAAUCUCAGAUAAAAACGCACAUGUGGCUCAUGUAAAAAAGCACACAAUUGAGUGAAUUGAAUGAAGAUUAUCAUCAUAUUUUUCAUUAUCUUCGCUUUCAAGGACACACGUGAGUCCAUUAAUUUGGCUAUAAUUUUCGCAUCACCAACAAAUGAAGUUUAAUUAUCUGCCUUAAAUAUUUUUUUACAAAACAAAAUACUCUUGAGCAAAAGACUUAAGACACAGGUAGAAUUUAAGUACAGGGAGAGGUUAGAAAAUAAUCAAAAGUACUCACGUCAGAAUGAAAAUCCUGUGGUGGUUAUUAAAAGAAUUAAAUAACGAAACGUUAUGCAUGUUAUAUAUAAGAGUUUUUAAAAAAUUCGAUUUUUUUUAAAUUAACUUAUUAAGAACAAAUUAAAAUUGAUAAAACAUAUCCUGGUCUUUCCAGAUUUUUUUUUUAAUUUUUGUCUUCUAUUUUUAAAUUUUUGGUGGUUCACCAUAUUUGAUGUUCAAACCAAUGAAAAAAAAACGUGAUUUUUUAUCUAUGUGAACACGUGAAUGUAUUGAAAUUAGCACAGUACUUGGCAAAAUGCACCUGUUAUCUCCUGUAAUCACUUAUUUUUACUGAUUGCAAAUAUAUAAGAUUUUGCAAAACCAUGUUCACGCUUGUAUAUUAGAAACUAUUCCGACCUCCAGUUUGUCUAGACGUGGAAUUUUCGCAAAAGCAGAAAAAUGUGCAAUUGCGUGGGCGGAUGUUUGCUCUGCUGCUUCCGGUGGUACAUUUUCAUCUUCAACUUCAUCUUUGUGAUUUCUGGCCUGGCGAUGAUCGUGGGCGGCGUCCUUUUUUCAUUUCAACAGGAAACGUUGUCAUCGAGUGGAUGACAGAUCCGGUGGCAGGGGCGCUGAUCGCGACUGGCGUCGUCACCCUUCUCGUGUCCUUCCUCGCGUGCUGCGGCACCCUGAAGGGUUCGCCCUCCAUGAUGAAAGCGUAUGGCGUGGUGAUGCUCUUGUUGGUCGUUGUGCAGAUCUUCGGCGGCGUCUACAUCUUAGUCAUCCCGGGCAGCGUCGCCAUCAUCGGCGGUGGAAUCAUCGCCACCGCAGUCUUGCAGUUGAUUGCGGCGAUCAUGUCUUUUUGUCUGGCGAGUUCAUUCAAGAAGCGGCAAAUCGAAGACAUGGCGGCCACCAUCGCCAGGCAAGGGGUUGCCCACAAACCCUGAAGAUCUUUGCCAAGAAGUUAUAAAAAAAAAUGUAUUCUUCUCCCUCCUACACCUUACAGGACUAAAUAUAAUUUUAUAAUGCCUGAAAUGCGAAUAAUUAUCCAAUUUACUAUCAAGUCCCUUUCUUAUCACGCGUUUAGCUUCUUAAUCUUUUUGUUGUAAAAGAUGUCGAGGGGGAUCAGAUUGAAUAAAAAAGCAAUUAUUUUUCGAUCACCUUCACAUACCUUACAGGAAUAAAAUAACACAUACAAAUUAUUGGAAUCUGCACGUAAAGACCUAAUUAGGAUUGUUUUAACUGAGGAAUUUUGAUAUUUUCUCAAACCCUUUUUGAAACGUGGCAGUAGAGAUGCUGUGGCCAGCUAGGAACUAAAAUUGUGUGUUAUCGACAGAUUGUUGCAUGAAUUAUGUCUUAUGUCCGUACAGAAAUCGGCUACUCGCAGUCAACGAAAAGCAAUAAUAAGUUGACGAAGAAUCCUUAUGAGAUAUUUAGCGUGCGAGAUAAUUUAAAAAAAAUUGUAAACUCGUGCAAUUAAACAAAGUACAAGAAUAAAAAAUG
Neocloeon triangulifer is the source of this 1915-nucleotide messenger RNA. RefSeq lists its product as uncharacterized. The record is from RefSeq and is a predicted model, not a curated record. Lineage: Eukaryota; Metazoa; Arthropoda; Insecta; Ephemeroptera; Baetidae. Bases 895 to 1359 code for a protein of 154 amino acids. The transcript is spliced from 5 exons.